AUGGAUGGUCGGAUGAAACACUGCGCCGGCAUCGUCGAGACGAGGCUCUGCCUGGUACGCCGUUGGAUAACUGCUGCUGGGACGGGUCUCCGCAUCGCCUUCGCUGAGACGCGCCCACCCGAGGCUCUGCCUGGUACGCCGUUGGAUAACUGCUGCUGGGACGGGUCUCCGCAUCGCCUUCGCUGAGACGCGCCCACCCUCGCCGACGGAGACCGCGGACUCACGGCAUAUGCGGUCGUUCUCCACUACGAACAUAAAAGUCGUGGCCCCAUAGUGGGAUCGUUCGCGCCAACCAGGCACAUGGGCAGCCCGAUUCAGGGGCGGCACUGCCUGCCCCCAUGAGCGGAAGGGCCUAGAAAAGGUGGCCUAAACAUUGCUGGGUACCACGCCGUCUCCAGACUAGCCAGCGCCGCAGACGUCUAAUCAUGGUCGAAACAAUCAAAAUCGAAACAACAACAAUACCAAUAACAAGAACAACCAUACUCAUUCUCCUCAUCCUACCUCUUCUACCUCUUCCUCUGCCUAUUCUUCUGCCUAUUCUUCUCCUUCGUCACCUUCUUCUCCAUCUCCCUCCUGUCGCCCCACUCGUCGUCACCAGACUGGCAGGGUGAGUCCGCUCACUCUGGCAGCCUGGAAUGUUCGUUCCCUUUUAGACAAUCCGAGGAGCAACCGACCGGAAAGGAGGACAGCGUUAGUGGCACGAGAACUGGCGCGCUACAAGGUGGGCAUCGCCGCACUCAGCGAGACCCGUUUCUCCGAACAAGGCCAACUGGAAGAGGUGGGAGCCGGUUACACCUUCUUCUGGAGUGGUCGACCCAAGGCAGAGCGACGAGACGCGGGUGUCGCCUUCGCUAUUCGGAAUGACAUCGUGGGACGACUGUCCUGUAUGCCGCAGGGCAUCAACGAUCGCCUGAUGAGCCUCCGUCUGCCUCUCCGGCGGGGAGGCCAAUUCGCCACCAUCAUCAGCGCCUACGCUCCGACCAUGACCAACCCCGACGUCGUCAGAGACAAAUUCUACGAGGACCUGCACGCCCUCUUGGCGACUGUUCCGAAGGCGGACAAGUUGGUCGUCCUUGGCGACUUCAACGCCCGCGUCGGUACAGACCAUACUGCCUGGAGAGGAGUGCUGGGUCCCCACGGUCUCCGCGGCUCAAACGACAAUGGUCUGUUGCUGCUCCGCACCUGCGCAGAACACCGCCUUAUCCUGAUAAACACGUUCUUCUGUCUGCCGGAGCGAGAGAAGGCCACUUGGAGGCAUCCUCGGUCGCGUCAGUGGCACCUGCUGGACUAUGUCCUCGUCCGAAGGCGUGACCAGCGGGACGUGCUGGUGACGAAGGCGAUCGCGGGUGCUGACGGGUGGACCGACCAUCGCCUCGUCAUCACGAAGAUGCGUAUUCACCUACAGCCUCGCAGGAGACCUCAAGGUAAGCGACCCCCAGGUAAGCUGAAUAUUGCCUUGUUGUCCUUGCCCGCUCACCAUCUCCAUUUCAGCAAUGAGCUAGCUCAACGGCUAGACAACCUCCCCAUCGCCGAUACCGCCGCUGCCGAAAACGCCUCCGUGGAGAACCGCUGGUGUCAACUGCGAGACACGGUCCAGUCGACGGCGCUCACCGUCCUCGGUCGCGCUCCCGGCCAACACCAGGACUGGUUCGACGACAACGACGCUGUCAUCAGAAAUCUGCUUGCUGAGAAGAACCGCCUACACAAAGCCUACGUCGAUCACCCCACUGACGACAACAAAGCUGCUUUCUACCGCAGUCACCGCCACCUCCAGCAGCGACUGCGCGAGAUGCAGGACGCCUGGACUGCUCGCAAAGCUGAGGAGAUCCAAGGCUAA
Molecule: messenger RNA, 1837 nt
Organism: Spirometra erinaceieuropaei
Lineage: Eukaryota; Metazoa; Platyhelminthes; Cestoda; Diphyllobothriidea; Diphyllobothriidae
Source: the annotation of a GenBank genome assembly